Messenger RNA from Colletotrichum spaethianum, 795 nucleotides. Its product is annotated as aspergillopepsin-2. Gene Ontology annotation, molecular function: glutamic-type endopeptidase activity. NCBI's taxonomy places the organism in Eukaryota, Fungi, Ascomycota, Sordariomycetes, Glomerellales, Glomerellaceae. The record is from RefSeq and is a predicted model, not a curated record. Gene Ontology annotation, biological process: proteolysis. The transcript has a single exon. Bases 1 to 795 code for a protein of 264 amino acids.
AUGAAGUUCGCCGCUUUCGUCCUCGCCGCCGCUGGCAUUGUUGCUGCCGCUCCUGGCACCAAGCUCGUCCAGCGCAACUACUCCCCCGUUGUUCCUCGUUCUACCCGCGCCCGAUACAGCUCUUCUCCUAACCAGAAAGUGUCUGUCGGAGCUCUCGAGUCUCUGGAGUCCACUAGCGACAAGAACGAUGAGUACUCCAGCAACUGGGCGGGCGCCGUCAAGAUCGGAUCCGGUUACAACCACGUCACCGGCACCAUUACGGUUCCCGAGGUGAGCGGCGUCGAAGGAGCUGCCGCCUCCGCCUGGGUUGGCAUCGACGGCGAUACCUGCCAGACCGCUAUCCUCCAGACCGGUAUCUCGUUCUACUCUGACGGCACCUUCGACGCCUGGUACGAGUGGAUUCCGGACUACGCCUACAACUUCAACAACUUCGACGUCAGCGUCGGCGACCAGAUCAGGAUGACUGUUGAUGCGUCCUCAAAGACCAAGGGCGUCGCUACCCUCGAGAACUUGACCACCGGAAAGAAGGUCACUCACACCUUCACCAGCACGCCCUCCUCCCUCUGCGAGACCAAUGCUGAGUGGAUCGUCGAAGCUUUCCAGGAGGGCGGCAGCCAGGUCACUCUCGCUGACUUUGGCACCGUCACAUUCACGGGUGCUGCCGCUUCUGGCUCCGGUGGCUCGAUUACUCCCGCCGGAUCGACUAUCAUUGACAUCUCGCCCAACGGCGGAAAGACUGUCCUCACUAAGGGCUCUGUUAGUGGAAACACUGUCACUGUCAAGUAUCUUGGUUGA